AUGGUAAUUAGCUGCAGUAAAUAUCGUAACCAGUGGCGUUCGACAGUUUGCCCAGCCUCAGACACGUUCAUAUCAGUAGUGAUAUCAUCUCUAGGAAACUUAACCGACGAGAAUUUCCUAGCGUACUCUGGUGCAGUAGACAUAGCAAUAAGAUACCUGAGUAGCGAGAGCUAUGGUUUCGUUAUCAACAGUGCUGGUUUGACGGUGGAUGAGGGUAGUCUGCGGUUGACUCGCUCUGAUGGGAAGCUUAUUCCGGUCGAUCAACAAACGCCUGUACAAAUAUUAAGUGAAUUUGAACAAAUCCAUUUAAAAUUCGCCGAAACUUUGGAAAAGGAGGUGGUGUACACGGUGCAUUUGGAGUUUAGUGGUAUCAUUAGAAGCGAUUUUUUUAAAGGUCUCUACCGUAGUAGUUAUAGAGUGAAUGGGCAUGAAAGAUACCUUGCAACAACAUUUUUUGCCGCUGCAUACGCUCGAACUGUGUUUCCUUGCUAUGAUGAACCCGAAUACAAAGCUUCCUACAGCAUCAAAAUUCGUCAUCGCCCGCAACACAUGGCAUUGUCGAACAUGCCAGUUGGAGAAAAUAGAGAAACAUCUUUCGAACCAACCCCUUUGAUGUCCACCUAUUUGGUUGCCUUCGUUGUAUCGGAUUUCCAAACAGCAUCCUCCGGAGAUGAACUUAUACGUGUGUAUGCUCCGGAAAACAAAGUGUCUCAUACCCAGUACGCCCACGACUUUGCUAUGAGAUCACUGCAAACCCUGGAAAGAUAUUUUGGCCGUCAAAAUCAAGUGCCAAAGAUUGAUCUCGUCGCAAUACCUGAUUUUGCGAUGGGUGCCAUGGAGAAUUGGGGGAUGAUAACAUUCCGAGAAGAUUAUUUAAUCUACGAGGACGAAUAUAACACGACAGCCAUGGCAAAACAAUCGAUUGCCGCGGUUGUAACACACGAGCUGGUGCACAUGUGGUUCGGCAAUGAGGUGACACCGGAAUGGUGGACGUACGUGUGGCUGAACGAAGGAUUCGCUCGAUACUUUGAGUAUUACAUCACGUCCCAGGUUUGCUUACACAAGUUAUAUGCUAAGAGUGCCUCCGUUAUUCGCAUGAUUCAAAACGUCAUCGGAUCGGAUACGUUCAAAAUGGUAAUCAAUGAUUACCUGCGAUCCCGCAGCUAUCUUACCACCAAACCGCAGUAUCUUUAUGCAAGCAUUGAAAAGUUCCGAACGGUUGAGCUGCCGGCUAGCGUGGAAGCUAUCUUUGAAAGUUGGGCCAACGCUCCGGGCUAUCCCGUUGUUACGGUUAACGUUGACCUGACCCAACGUACGUUAAAAGCUUCUCAGAAACGAUUCUGGAUGCCAAACGAGAUCGAAAGUCCUCCCAAGAAUGAGCUGUUCUAUGUGCCCAUCAACUACGCGUCCAGCAUCUCCAAGGACUUUGACACAACAACUCCAACAUCAUGGCUGACACCUACCUCUCCAGAGAUCACUGUUUCGAUUGAGUCCGAUAUAAAUUGGUUGGUUGUUAACAAACAACAAACAGGAUAUUACAGAGUAAACUACGACGAAGCAAGCUGGAAUCGGCUGGUUGGCGUACUGAAUAGCGAUCGUUUCGAUACCGAUCUUCCCGUGAUUAACCGAGCCCAGCUGGUGGACGACGUUGCAAACCUUGCACGUGCCGGUGAAGUAGACUACGGUAUAGCCUUGUCGUUGAUGCAAUACCUUGAACGAGAGACUGAAUACAUCCCUUGGAGUACGGCGUACAACGCCCUUCUGCACCUCGAUCGUAUGUUUUCGGGCAACAAAGAGUACCCAAGUUUCGAGAACUACGCGCAAAAACUUCUGUCACAUGUGUUCAAUGAAACAAAAGUCAUCGGACCCACCGACCAUCUAAGCCGUCUUUAUCGUGAAAAAACGAUUUAUUUAGCGUGUUACUAUGGCGUCCCCGCGUGUCUGAAACAGGCAACCGCCAUUCUACAAACAGCCAUCCAAGGAGAAUCGUUGGAUGUUCCCAAAGAAAUACAAUCCAGCGUGUUUUGUGCAUUCCAUAAAUACGGACCAUUACUCGAUGCUAGUUCCGAACUGGUGCUUCUCCAGAAAUUUAUCGAAGGUGGCGAUCGGCUUGAGGAGCUGAUGCAAAAAUACAUCGCCAGCAUGGGAUGUUCGCGACUUCCGCUCACUAUCGAUUUUUAUCUACAGAUGGUUGAGUUUGGUCCGCCAGGACUAUCACGAAGCAUGCAACGUGACAUCCUAGCCAGCAUGAUUAAAGGAGGUCCUGCUAGCCGAAAUGCUUCGCUAAAGUAUAUGUUGGAUCGUUUUACAAUGAUCUCCACUGCCUUGAAUGGGCAACUAAACAUAGCAUUUGACGCCUUUGGAACAAGCGUUAAUACUCAUGAGGAGUAUCAGAUGGUACGGAUUUCCGGUGAUCCGGAAAUUUUAUAA
This is a messenger RNA of Anopheles coustani, 2430 nucleotides long. Its product is annotated as aminopeptidase N-like. The record is from RefSeq and is a predicted model, not a curated record. Gene Ontology annotation, biological process: proteolysis; peptide catabolic process. Bases 1 to 2430 code for a protein of 809 amino acids. The transcript has 6 exons. Gene Ontology annotation, molecular function: metalloaminopeptidase activity; peptide binding; zinc ion binding. Gene Ontology annotation, cellular component: cytoplasm. NCBI's taxonomy places the organism in Eukaryota, Metazoa, Arthropoda, Insecta, Diptera, Culicidae.